Myzus persicae (green peach aphid) is the source of this 630-nucleotide messenger RNA. RefSeq lists its product as uncharacterized. The transcript has a single exon. Bases 1 to 630 code for a protein of 209 amino acids. The record is from RefSeq and is a predicted model, not a curated record. Lineage: Eukaryota; Metazoa; Arthropoda; Insecta; Hemiptera; Aphididae.
AUGGCUGUAGUGAACGCUAAUUAUGAUUUUAUUUUUGUGGAUAUCGGCUGCCAAGGACGAAUCAGCGAUGGUGGCGUAUUACGAAAUACAUCGUUUUUUAAAAAAUUGGAUACGGAUGAAUUACUCCCUAAUACGAAUUUGUCGCUACCGUAUGUGUUUCUGACGGAUGAAGCUUUUGCUCUAAGCACAAAUAUUAUGAAACCAUACUCGGGAGUACACGAAAAAGGAAACGCCAAAAGAAUUUUCAACUACCGGCUUUCUCGAGCACGCCGAGUAGUUGAAAAUGUAUUUGGAAUUAUGGCAUCAGUUUUUCGCAUAUUUAGAGGACCAAUACUUCUAGAGCCGGAAAAAGUACAAGAAAUUACAAUGACUUGUGUAUUGUUACAUAAUUUCUUAAGAAGAAGCAAAUCUUCAAGUUCAUUAUACGCACCACCAGGUGUUUUCGAUACCGACAAUAAUGAUGGAAUGAUAGUUCCAGGCUCUUGGAGAUCUGAACAAAAUGAUUUAGGUUCCAUGUUCCCAUUACAAAGAGUGCCAAGAAGAUCCGGCCUCGACGCAAAAAUGGUUAGAGACCAGUUCUCUGAAUAUUUUGUGACAAGUGGAAAAGUGGCAUGGCAAGAACGAGUUUAA